AUGCCGGAAUACAUGGAUGACCCUUCGCAGCUCACCAAGGAUCAGCUUAAAAGUGAGUUGGUGGCUCACAACGUGGAGCUCCCGAGCGGCAACCACAACAAAGACGUCUACGUCCAGCUUUAUCGGAAAAAUUUGACCGCGCAGAACAAAAAGCAUGACUACGCCAUGAAUUUGGACGCCUUCUCAAGUGACGAGGAGCUACCCCCACCAGUGAUCUCCAGCAGAAGUCGCUCCUCCGGCAAAAAAGCGCCCAAGAAAACUGAUAAGAGUCUGCCAGACAAGCUAGAUGUGACUUCUCUGACUGAUGAAUACCUGAGGGAAGAGCUUCUCAAACAUGGAGUAGAUGCUGGUCCAAUUGUGGCUUCAACCCGUAAACUUUACGAGAAGAAACUGCAGAAGCUACUUGAUGGCGGCCCUGCUCAUGCAACAAUCACAAAGAUAGUCGUCACAGAGAUAGAAGUAAACCACAACGGCAACUCUGAAUCUGACCUCUACAGCGACAAGGAGGAUGAUGUGACACCCCAACCGGAGCCUGAGAAAGUGGCGGAACCUGAACCAGUUCCAGUGGUGGAGAGGCCCGUUAGGAGCAGAGGGAAGACUCCAGUCACUACCCGAACUCGCAGCAGUGAACAUAAGAUUGUGGAGAAGAUAACAGCCAGAGACCAAACUCCCAAGCUGGAUAAGCAAGAAGUUCUUAAAGAGCUGUUCACCAAUGACGUCAGUAGUCCAACAGGAAUCACGGCCACGUGUCGGCGACCAAUCCGGGGAGCUGCCGGGCGCCCGGUGAUCUCCAGCGACCUCUGGAAUGAUGAAAACUCCUACUUUUCUCCCAAAGCUACUAAAAGCAUCAGCAACUCCUUCUCUUCUUACACAGAGAGCCAGAUUAUCAACAGAGUGAAAAGUUUGCCAAAUUCAACCCCGUCUAAAUCCUUAUCCGGCACGUCUACACUUAUAUCUGCAGCUCCCCCUACUGGUACAACCAAAGUAGUGUGCUCGAGCAUGUCUGUUUGGUUGAAAGUGCUUCUUUUGGGGAUGGGAGCUGCUUUGGUCUUCUUUAUUUACCAAGCCAUGGAAGAUAAUACCGAUAGCCAAUUCUUGACAGCCGACUCGAAAGUGGCCGGUGGCAGCGAAGCAUAG
This is a messenger RNA of Nerophis lumbriciformis (worm pipefish), 1137 nucleotides long. The record is from RefSeq and is a predicted model, not a curated record. Lineage: Eukaryota; Metazoa; Chordata; Actinopteri; Syngnathiformes; Syngnathidae.